Messenger RNA from Lagopus leucura (white-tailed ptarmigan), 5652 nucleotides. RefSeq names its product GRAM domain containing 4 (gene GRAMD4). Lineage: Eukaryota; Metazoa; Chordata; Aves; Galliformes; Phasianidae. Gene Ontology annotation, biological process: apoptotic process; negative regulation of toll-like receptor 9 signaling pathway. The transcript has 20 exons. Bases 80 to 1927 code for a protein of 615 amino acids. The record is from RefSeq and is a predicted model, not a curated record.
UUGAGCUCUUACCGAAUACCAGAACUCCCUGACUUCUGUAGAAAGACGUUUUGAGAUUAAAAGGAGAAUGUGAAGGAAAAUGAAAUGUGAAGAUGAGAAGCAGGGAGACUCCAACCGUCAUGUUAAGGUAAAGCAGAAAAGUGCAGUGCUGAACAUGCUAAAGAAGUUGGACAAAAUAAGGUUCAGAGGUCACAAGAGAGAUGAGUUCCUUGAUUUAGCAGAGUCUCCAAAUGCUUCUGACACUGAAUGUGGAGAUGAAAUCCCAGUGAAAAUACCUCGAACAUCACCCCGAGACAAUGAAGAGCUGAGAGACCCUGCUGGUCCAGGGACCAUCAUCAUGGCUUCAGGAGUCCAGGAUUUUAACCGAACGGAGUCUGACAGACUGAAUGAAAUCAAAGGUCACCUGGAAAUAGCCUUACUGGAAAAACACUUUUUGCAGGAGGAACUCAGGAAGCUGAGAGAAGAAACGAAUGCUGAAACAUUAAGGCAAGAACUAGAAAAGGAACGACAGAGGAGGCUAGAACUGGAACAAAAAGUCAAUGAAGUGCUUAAAGCAAGAGCUGAGGAGGUAUCUGCAGCUCAACAACCUGCAAAGCCACAGACACAGGCCAAUGGAGCAGAUAAAUGUAGUCACACUGUAUGUUCAAGACUCCAGAAGUGGUUUUGUGACAAAUUUGGGGAGUAUGUUGAGGACUUCAGAUUUCAACCAGAGGAGAACACAGUGGAAACAGAGGAGCCACUUAGUGCUAGAAGGUUGACUGAAAAUAUGAGAAGAUUAAAGAGAGGUGCCAAACCUGUUACUAAUUUUGUGAAGAACCUUUCUGCCUUAUCAGACUGGUAUUCUAUCUACACUUCUGCUAUUGCCUUUAUUAUUUACAUGAAUGCUGUAUGGCAUGGCUGGGCCAUUCCUAUGUUCUUAUUUUUAGCAAUUUUGAGGUUGUCCCUAAAUUACCUCAUAGCCAGGGGUUGGAGAAUACAGUGGAGUAUUGUGCCUGAAGUUUCUGAACCUGUGGAACCUCCAAAAGAGGAUCUGACGGUGUCUGAAAAGUUUCAGCUUGUUCUAGAUGUGGCUCAGAAGGCGCAGAAUCUUUUUGGGAAGAUGGCAGACAUACUGGAAAAAAUUAAAAACUUGUUCAUGUGGGUCCAACCAGAAAUAACACAGAAGCUCUACAUCGUUCUAUGGGCAGCUUUUAUUGCAUCCUGCUUUUUGCCCUACAGGAUUAUUGGACUUGCAAUGGGACUCUAUGCUGGAAUCAAGUUUUUCCUUAUUGAUUUCAUCUUCAAACGAUGCCCCAGACUAAGAGCUAAGUAUGAUACUCCUUAUAUCAUCUGGACAAGUCUCCCAACAGAUCCUCAACUCAAAGAAAGAUCUAACGCUACAGUGUCGAGACGAGCAUCGUUGUAUUACGGUUACCCUAAAAGCUGGAUGCUUCAAACAGCAGCAUCCAGAAGUUACGUGGGCUCAAGUGCCCCAACUGGAAUAAACAAAGAUGAAGACACGAGUCGCUUCCAUACCACUAAGAGGGGGAAUUUCCAUGAAGUUUUUAACCUGUCAGAAAAUGAGCGUCCUUUGGCAGUGUGUGAAAAUGGCUGGCGUUGUUGCUUGAUCAAUAGAGAUAGGAAGAUGCCUACAGACUACAUCAGAAAUGGAAUUCUUUACGUCACGGAAAAUUACUUGUGCUUUGAAAGUUCCAAAUCAGGCUCAUCUAAAAGAAAUAAAGUUAUAAAGCUAACGGAUAUAACAGAUAUUCAGAAGUAUAAAGUGCUCUCUGUUCUCCCGGGAUCAGGGAUGGGUAUUGCCGUAUCAACACCAUCUACACAAAAACCUUUGGUGUUUGGUGCUAUGGUACACAGAGAUGAAGCUUUUGAGACGAUUUUCAACCAGUAUGUGAAAAUAACCUCUGCAUCAUCGAACAGUGAGAGCUAGUAUCUUAUCUUAGAAAACAUAAAGGAAACUUUCUUAUUUUGCAAUUUGGUAGUGAAAAAAAAAUAAUGAACAUCCUCAUCUAUUUUGCAAUAAUUUUUCUUGUCUGGUGGUUUAUAUUCUAUCUGUUACAUAAAUCAAGUGUAUUUUAUAUAUGCCUUCAUGUUUGUUUUUAAGGUUUUUGUAAAAAAAAAAAAAAAAAAUUGUAAAAAACCCACAAAAAAAAAAACCAACAACAAAAUGAAGCAAAACAGUGGAAGUGCUAUCAUCACUAUUAGCCUUGUACAUUAAGCACUUUUAAUGUUUAUUUACUGACAUGAGUAGCUCAAAAGACACUAGAAGAAGCGACUGAGUAAUGGACUGAAACAGACUGAUCCCUUUUAACUGCACUUAUAUCACUGGGGAUACGUUGGACCCAUUAUCUCAGUUAUUUUUUCCCCAAGAUGUGAGAACGACAACUGCAAUAUCCUGAAGUCUGUUUCUUCAGCUUUAAGUUUUAAAUUGGGUUCUAUAUUAAAACUGGUGGCCAACACCAAGGAAGUAUUAUCAUCUUAGUAUUUCCAUAUUUGUAACUGCACUUAACAUAACUCCUCCUUGCUAAAUCUUGCAUCGAAGAAGGUUGUUUACCAGUUGGGUCAGUUUUUUCUGCUUACAGAGAUUUAAAUUGUUUGUACAGUGAAUUGGAGGAAAACAUUUCUAGCUAUAUCUUCCUUUCCUGAUUAACCAAAGCAAGAGGAAGGAAGGCAGGCAGAUACUUUUUAUAAAAGAGGGCAUCAAAACGUUGUUCCUAAAAUGUUAGGCAUCAUAUAUUUGUAUUUCUGUAGAUAGUUGUCAUAGAAGGGCUCAACUGUUGUACAUGUUGUAUGUACAAGGUGUUUGUAUGUUACUGCAUAAAAGACUUGUGGGCUUUUUGUGUUGGGGAGCUGGGAGUGGUUAAACUAACCUGCAACAUGGCUGGUUUUUAAUUUGGCUUUUCUCUGGAGUUACCUUAUAAUAACACUAUGAGACAGCGAGUGAAAGCACUAUUUCCUUCUCACAACAUCAUUUGAGGGGCAUUGCACUGUCACUGUUUCCACUUGUAAAAUUAAAUUUCAGUAACAGUUAAACCCAAUUGCCAGGUAAAACAGGAAGGCUGUGCUCCUCUAAACUCUCUCAGGCCUUUCUGGCAGCAAAGCACAUAUUGAUCUUCAACUUUAAUACAGAAAGCUUUUUUAUUCUAUACAAUAGCACCCAUCUGAGAGGUUUAGAAUUCAAUUUGCAUUUUUCCUGAAGCACAGUAGGAGUUACACUGAGCCUUCCAGUUUGUCUGUUCCUUCUCUGUGUCUUUUGAGUUGAGUAGUGCAAUGUCUCCAGGUGUUAUAUGGAGGACCCCAGAAAAGUAGUGGAAAUGCAAAUUCUUAUAUAAAAAAUAGGACUUAGUUUCACAGAUUUUUUUUUAACAGGGAUUUUUCUUUCUUUAUAUGGGGAAAAAGAUAGAAUGAAGGAGUGGCAGAGCCAAACACCAAAGCAUCUUUAACACUUAGCACAGUUUUUACUUAAAGUAACUAAAUGCAGCAGUACUGAAGGAGGCAGUUAAACUGUACGAAACUAUUUCAGUCUGGCUGUGAAGAGGUAUGAUGCAAAGAACUUAAAGUGCACCUGAUAUGAAGAAAUACUGUCGAAUACUGUGAUUUGGUUGGGUGUUGUGAAGUAAAACACUGACUGUGGUACAGCACCAUGCCCUGGAUGGAACUGUGAACAGGAGCAGGAGAGAAUCCAUAAGGGCUGGGAUGUCAUUUUGGAGAUCUCUUGACCUUUGCAACCAGGAAAAGGGGUGCAUUUCUAAUGCUGCCCAUGUGUGUGCAUCAGGACCUGAAAACUUAACACGUAAGUGAGGCUGGGUGGGCUUUCCUUUUUACCACCAUCUAACAUGGAUGUAGCUUGGCAGUUUAUGGUUUCUUCGCUUGACAUACUCAGGUUUUAUGUUUAAAUUCCUUGAACUUAAUUUUCUUCUUCAGACCUGCUUCAAAAUCAAUUAAUCUUUUUGCAAUUGUUUUGUAUUAUCAUCUGAUUUUCCUUCCUAGAAGCUUCCCUGAGUAGUGAGUGUGGCUAAUAGGCAUUAAAAUCGCUUAAUGUUAUACAAAUCUUAACCAGAUUCAUCCAUUUUGUCUUAAGGAAGAAAUCCCUUGGGUAUGUUUAAAGGUAUUGGUUUUGGGGCUUUUUUUUUUGAAGAAACAGAAAACUAUAUUUUUUACAGAGAGCCUGCUCUUUUUCUUAUUUUUGUAUCAUUUUUUCAAGUGUAAUUUAUACCUUCACUCUGAUCAUAACAGCAGUUUCAGUAGGAAAUCAGUUGACUGACACUUGUUACUUCCCCCACACCUCCAUCACUGGUUGACCCUGGCUUAUGGGGCUGUCCUGGAUUCUGGUUCCUGAAGGAGCUGUAGGUCCUGUGCUUGUGGUGCCAGGGUGGUUCACUAUACCUAGGCUUCAGAGCAGGAGAAAAGAGGUCACGAUCCUUUCUCCCAGCCUGAAAUGCCUCGUGUACAAUAUACUCUUAAUUUUAUUUUCUUUCUGGACAAAGAAAUUAAAAACUUUUUACAAAAUCUAAUGUGUUGGCAUUCAGAAUCAAUGCACGCUUUAACAGUGUGAAUUUGAAAAUGAGCAAUUCCUUGAGCAGUAAACCUAGGGCAAACUGCAAUGCAACACCAUUUCAUUCGAACGUGUAGAAACCAGACUGGAUUUUUUGGGGGGAGCUGUAAUAUAACAGACAGACGUCUAUGUACAUAUUUUGCAAAGCUCACUUUACAUUAGGUUGUCCAGGUUCCUGCUGUGUAGCUGCUCUGUGCGUUACAGAACAUCACUGCUGCUCCAAGGUGCCCUCAGUGUGUUUACUGACGAGUCCUGUGCUCGUUCCUCUGCUGCAUCCCCGAGUGCUCGGAGGGCAGCAGGGGUGGGACAGUGAGGAAGUGUAUACUUGAUUUGUACGAUUACACUCAAGUUAACCUUCGAUUCCAAUUGACCUACGUAACUUUGCAGUGUAACCUGCUUUGCUUCAUUAGCAGGCUGGGUAGUACCACUUAAUGUAGAGUGUUACUUUCUAAUAGCAGAAAGUGAUGUUCUUGUCAUUCUGUUUGCUGUUUAUAUUUGCAGUUAUGUUGAUGUAUGCGGUUCGCUGCUGUUGGAUUUAACUUCUUUUAAUAGAAGUGCAUUGGUUAGUUUGAGUCCCUUUUACAGGAAGAAAAAAAGGGAGAUGAAAACUGACUACUUCAGUUUCUUAUUGGUGACCAUUUAAAUUCAGAAGGAAAAAAAAAAGCUGAAAUAUGAAAUCAUGCCUUUCCAUACACUGUAGCUUUUGUGAGGCAAGAUUGAAUGAAACAAGCUGUUUCUAAGUAGCAGCAUCAAACGGAAGCCAGCAGCAAAACCCCACUGUUGUUCCUGCAGACAAAGAAGAACAAGAUUUCACCCAAUCUUGAAGAGAUGACAGGAUGUACUUUUUUUUUUGGCUACUUAAACUUGUAUGAAGAACACUGGUAGUUUUUAUUGAAUUCUGUACAUUUUGGCAGAUGUUUAAUUUCUACUACUGAUCAUUGAAAUAUAAUGGAUGUUAAAAUUUUUAUGUCUGAAGUUUGAGUCUAUAUUUUGAAGUUGUAAAUAACUCAUUAUCAGUGUAACUUUUGUUUGACAAAAGACUUAUACUGUAUGAAAAAUUGAGAUAAUGAAAUGAUUUGCCCUGUACAUUUUUUAAGGAA